Molecule: messenger RNA, 3550 nt
Organism: Coregonus sp. 'balchen'
Lineage: Eukaryota; Metazoa; Chordata; Actinopteri; Salmoniformes; Salmonidae
Source: the annotation of a GenBank genome assembly
AUAAGACUUUAACAACUAUGGUUUUAAAUAACCCCUCAGGUAACACUCUUGUAUGUACAGCAGCAAUGCAUCUGAAGGACCUUUUCAUCUGUCUUUCUUUGAUCCUUCUAUCAUUUGACUCAUCUUUCUCCCCUCUCCAGGAUGCUGUGCCUGUACGUGUGCUUCUUCCUCAGCUUCUCUGGAGUGGCCCUUUCUAACCUCCAGGAGAAACAGACAGACUUUGGAAUGCGGGUCUUCUCCCAUGUGGCCCAGACCUCCAUGGGCUCUAACCUGGCCUUCUCACCCUACGGCGUGGCCACCAUCCUGGGCAUGGCUCAGCUGGGCGCUGGGGGUAACACCCUGAAGACACUCAAUGCCAAAUUGGGCUUCUCUCUACAAGGUAAGGGUUGACUGUUUUGUAGUCUCUUACCACAGCUGUUAUGUAUAACGACAUAGGGUAGUUGCAUGAGUUUUACAAAGUGAGACAGAUGGUAGACUUGGCUUUAUCUAAACAAUGAGGCCUUGAUAAUAACAUAACUCCAGGCUGACAUAGUUAUAACAAAAAGAGCCAUCCUAGCCUGCGACUAGCAACAUCCCCACUAUCUCACCAUCUCUAUUUGCAAUCGUGACUCAUUCAUUCUCUCAUUCUCUCCAUUCCACUUCUCCUCCUCCUCUUCCAUUCCAGCCUUCUUUGUACUUUUAAUCAUAUAUAAAAAUCAUUGAUUCCUCUCCUCCAGAGCGAGGGAUGUUGCGUCAGCAGUGUCUGCUACAGCAAUACCUCUCCAGUGAGGAGGGAGUGGAGCUGGCCAGUGGGGUCAUGGUAGAGAAGAAGAUGGCCCUGGAGAAGGGCUUCAGGAGGCGGCUGGGGAAAGCCUUCCAGGCCUCCCCUCACCAGUUGGACUUCUCCAGGCCAGACCAGGCCCUGGAAUUCAUCAACGCCUGGGUCUCUGACCACACCGCAGGUGAGAUACAGUAGUAUAGUAUUGGCUCAUACCUUCAAUGUCAUGCCCAUCAUCACAUAUUGCAAGUGUGCAAUUUGUGAAAAUAGAUGAAGUUGUAGUAGAUGUAGCAACAACAAUGCAUACAACACAACCAGUGACAGACAGAGAGAAUACAAGUUGCUUGUUUUCUCCAGCAAAUAAAACUCUUCGUGGGAUUAGACCGAUUUAUAAUCUAAACAAACCUCCCUAACGCUCUCUUUUCUCUGCUCCAGGUACCAUCCCUUCGUUCCUGUCAUCCGGUGCUCUGACCGACGAGACCCGCAUGGUCCUGCUGAACGCUCUGCACUUCCAGGGGUUAUGGAAGGUGCCCUUUGACCCCAAGAUGACAGAGGAGAGGCUGUUCCACUGUGCCAACGGCAGCUCUGUGCCCGUACCCAUGAUGAGGCUCACACAUCGCUUCAACUAUGGUGGGAAACUCAGGAUGUUUUUCAAGUGCAGAAUUUUCCCAUUAGACAUUUUUACAUUUAAGUCAUUUAGCAGACGCUCUUAUCCAGAGCAACUUACAUGAGCAAUUAGGGUUAAGUGCCUUGCUUAAGGGCACAUCGACAUAUUUUUCACCUAGUCGGCUCAGGGAUUAGAACCAGCUACCUUUCGGUUACUGGCACAACGCUCUUACCCACUAAGCUACCUGCGCCUUUUUACAUCCCAUUGACAUUAAUACAUCCUAUCUUCUCUUUAAAUACUUUAGAAGUUAACUUAGGAUUCUGCCCAAAAUGAGGUAUUCUAACAUGAGAUCUGUGCACGUAACUCAAGUUUUCGCAUCUUCCAUUGAUAUCAUUUACACCCAUUUAGUUAGGACUCUGCCCUUAGGGCAUGCAUUCUUCAACAGUGAUUCAAACGAGUCCGCCCCAGCCCAGCAGCCAGUGUUUAAAACAGUCAUGACUACAAGUACUACCUCCACUAAUCAAACUGAAACUAAUCCAACCUCUCCUCUCUUCUCCUCUACAGGUGAGUUCGAGACCCCCGACGGUGUGGACUAUGACGUCAUCGAGGUUCCGUACGAGGGCGAGUCCCUGAGCAUGCUGCUGGUCACACCCUUCGAGUCCGAGAGGCCAGUGAGCGCGCUCAGUAGCGAGCUGACCACCAGACGCCUGCAGCAGUGGAGAGAGGAGUUGAGGAGUGUCAACCGUCAACUGGCCCUGCCCAGGUUUACCCUGGACACUGAGGUGGAUCUGAAGUCUACACUGACCAGGAUGGGGUUGGGGGACAUGUUCAACCUGGCCAAAGCAGACUUCACUCGCAUCACCAGUGAGUACCCUACCAUUCAUCACUUAGUAAUUGGUGUCUGAAAUGGCACCCUAUUCUUUAUAUAGUGCACUACCUUUGAUCAGGGCCCAGGGCUCUGGUCAAAUGUAGGGCACUAUGUAGGGAAUAGGAUGGGCUCUGUUGCAAUAUCCACACUACUAGCAUUUCACUUUAGAAUGUAUUGGGCAUAUAUUCUGUAGUAUGAAAGUAUGGACAUUGGAAAGUGACAGACUUGGUCCUUUCUUUACUUCCAUAUGAUCAGUGUGUGUGUUUAGCAAAUACAGAAUACUGUAUGUUUCUCAUUCUUUUUAGACAGCUAAUCUAAACUCCCUCUCUUUCUUUCUCUGCCAGCUGAGGAAAGGCUGUGUGUGUCCAAGGUUCUGCAGAAAGUCAAGAUUGAGGUGAACGAGAAGGGAACCAAGGGAUCAGCUGCCACAGGUACAUUACAUGACCAAUACUUAUUCCUGAUGAUUUAACCAAUAGUAUAACGAAGUGUUUGACAGUUUUGACUAGGCUUUUAUACAAUACAUUUAUGAUGAAUUGAUGAUAGUAUAGGCUACAGAGUUGCGUUUUGACAGUAUUUGUUAUACGGAUGUACAUAACGAUAAUUAAUUGAUGUUAAAGUGAUGAUACUGUACAGAGUUGCGUUUUGACAGUAUUUGUUAUACGGAUGUACAUAACGAUAAUUAAUUGAUGUUAAAGUGAUGAUACUGUACAGAGUUGUGUUUUGACAGUAUUUGUUAUACGGAUGUACAUAACGAUAAUUAAUUGAUGUUAAAGUGAUGAUACUGUACAGAGUUGUGUUUUGACAGUAUUUGUUAUACAGAUGUACAUAACGAUAAUUAAUUGAUGUUAAAGUGAUGAUACUGUACAGAGUUGUGUUUUGACAGUAUUUGUUAUACGGAUGUACAUAACGAUAAUUAAUUGAUGUUAAAGUGAUGAUACUGUACAGAGUUGUGUUUUGACAGUAUUUGUUAUACGGAUGUACAUAACGAUAAUUAAUUGAUGUUAAAGUGAUGAUACUGUACAGAGUUGUGUUUUGACUGUAUUUGUUAUACGGAUGUACAUAACGAUAAUUAAUUGAUGUUAAAGUGAUGAUACUGUACAGAAUUGUGUUUUGACAGUAUUGUCUCCUCUCUUUGUCCCUUACAGCUGCCAUUAUGUUUUCUCGUAUGGCUGUAGAGGAGAUCACCCUGGACAGGCCCUUCCUUUUCCUCAUCCAACACAAGUCCACAGGUGAGUUUCCCUCACUGUGCCUCUACCACCAUCUAUGUUACAAACAACAUCAUGUUAGCCUUGGUUAUCCACUGUCUCAAAUCAUCACA